UUCUGAUGUAAACCAGAUUUAUGUGAAAAACCCAGAAGAGUUUCCUCUGAUGUCACAGAGGUUGAGGAUCUGUGGUGUAGCACAGAGUUCAGCGUGGUCCCUCAUCGAGACUCCAAAGAUGUCUUUGUGUUAGAAGGUGUAGAGGAAAUCCAAGUGGGAGCAUAACCCUCAAUUGGCAGCUGGCGAAAAUCGCAGCCGUACUGGAUCGGAGCCGUUCCGGAUGUGGCGAGAAUUAGGGGUAAACUUUACACAUGUAACAGUCUGUGGUAACACACUAAAAGGUCACGGUCCAUCUCAUUCUCUGUGUUGUGUUCCGCGAAGGUCCUUUUGGAUGACAGCAUCGCCAGUGUGAGCUUCGUGGCAUCUUCAGCUAAUGUGGCUCCUGAGAAGCCCAGGGUGGACAGACUGCUGAGAUGGCUGCCCCUCUUCAAACAAACACUGGUAAAGACUGCAGAGACACACAAAAGAGGAAUAUGAAGACAUAAGUCUUUAUGAAUGCCAGUGAGGAGGAGGAGCAUGUGUGCACCAAAGCAUUGAUCAGAGGACCAUCGUCCUUCUUCUUCUUCUGUAGUGUUUGUUCAUCGCCCUGCUUUUUGUCCCCAGGAUGAGCGGAUGCGGUUUCAAAGGAACUGGAUUCACCUCGAAAGUGUCUUCUUGGCCCCGGACUCUGAGAGGGAACGGCCGGUCCAGUUGGAGUUGGAGUUUCUGAAGGUGGACAGUUUUUGGAAGGAGAUGAUGGCGAAGGUCGAGAGGAUUCCCAAUGCAUUAUGUGCCGCAGUUAAGCCUGGUGGGUGGAGCUGAAGAGAAAAGUGGAAACCAGGCAGGAAGUUUCUGGAAGAUCACUCAAGAAUCUUAACAUCCAAGUGUUUUGUCUUCUGAUGUGCAGGUCGUCUGAGGACACUCCAGUUAAAUAACUCUCUUCUGGAGGAGAAAUGAAAACGUCUGGAAGCAAGAGACGGUAACGAGUCACUUACUGAGGCUGAAGACCCUGAGGGGCAGGUUAAGUCUCAAGUCUCUGAGUGAAGCAGCAAGCAUUGCAAAAUGUAGUUUGCACUGACAGAAACGUAAGAAAACAUUUGAGGUG
This is a messenger RNA of Xyrichtys novacula (pearly razorfish), 1084 nucleotides long. Lineage: Eukaryota; Metazoa; Chordata; Actinopteri; Labriformes; Labridae. The record is from the annotation of a GenBank genome assembly.